UUUUGUUUUUUAAUUGCCAAAGUCUAAUAAACAGGGAAGACUGUCAUGCUUAUGCAUGAGUCAGAAUUUAGUCAAAUAAAAAAAUUUUGGUCAUUUGGUUAAAAAAAAAAAAAAAAAAGAGUAGCUUCAACAAGGUUCUAUAGAUCUCCAGACGUAGGACUCAGGCCCCUACAGGCACGCACACAGGAGCCUUUAUGGGGCUUCAGAAAAGGCUGCCGCCGCCUCCCUUUCACCUGCGUCCUAGGGUCCUCCUCGGCUAGACUUUGCCUCGUCAAGUUUCUGCCCCCUCCUUGCUCGGGUCCGCCGAGUGGGAAGGGACGAGCGAUGGAUUCCAGGCUCUGGUGUCACAGGGCUGGUCCCCACCCGUGCGCCCUGCCCCCUCCACGGCCUGCUCGGACCCUCCGCGCUCCUAGCCGGCGCAGCUCGCUCCGCGGACGCCCAGCAGCGCGCCCCCGUCCGGAGGUCGGGAGCGCAGCGCGGCCUCCGCUUCCUGCUUCUCGGGGUGGGGCUGCGAGCGCUUUCGCUUUUCGUUCCUCUGCAGCCGGCCCCGGAGCACACGCGGGCACGCCGUUUCACCUGUGGCAUUUCCGUCCAAGCGGUUCUCUGCUUUCUGGGAGGAUCCAGCCCAGCGCCGGGAACCUGGAAAGGGCGGGAGCCCAUGGCGAAGCCAGCGCCCAGGACGUUCACUGUGAGCAGAGCCUUGGAAAAGGCACUUCUCCAGCACUUCAUAGUCCAAAAGCUUGAGAUUGCCUAUGCCAUAAGCAAGCCAUUUCCCUUCUUGGAAUUGCUCCGAGACAAGGCCUUCAUCAGUGAGCAGAUGUACUGGGACUCUCUGGAAGCUUGUAGAAAUUUAGUUCCUGUAUGCAGAGUGGUGCACAACAUUCUCACCAGACUGGAGAAGACUUUUAACCUGUCGCUUCUGGUGACACUGUUCAGCCAGAUUAGCCUAUGUGAAUACCCUAAUCUGAGGACAAUUCUCAGAAGCUUCAUAAAUGUCGGCACCGCCUAUGGAGAGUGGAGCAGAACCACGCUGAUCCCACUCAAAGUUCUUGCUGACCCAGAAGAGAGCUCCUUCCAGAUCCUGCGGCAGCUGCCCCCACCGCAGCUGCCUUCACCAAGUCAUCUGUCCUGUGCGCCUGCGGUCAAUGAGGCCAAAGCAUCCUUGCAGCACAUCAGUGAGAGCCUAGACAGACCACCCAGCCCUUCCACUCCUGCUGGGCCACUUCCUGGACUCAUCCUGGGAGAAGGAAGUACUCCAGUGGCCAAUGACAAUGUCAUAUCUAAAACAAAGAAGGAAGAAGAUUCACAAGAGACAUGCAGCCUUUCCACUGGCACAGUGCAAGUAAUAAAAGAUGCUUCUUCAGAACCCAAUGACCAAGAAGAGCCCCAAGAAGCACCCAGCACAUCUCAGAAAAAGAAAGGAAAGAAAAGGAGGACGUGUAUCUGGUCAACUCCAAGGAAAAAUAGGAAAAAACAUCCCCCAAGAGGGGCAACCCCACCUGGGCACAGAGUCCAGGAGAAGCUCCAAGUGGUGGCAAAGAGGAAAGACAAACCAGCCCGCAACUCCAAGCUGGUCUCAAGGGUCUACAACACGAGGGCAAAGCGUGCCCAGAUGUCCAAAUCCGAGGAAACAAAGAAAGGAAAGGAGCCCCAGGAGAAGCGUGGCGCACCACCCAGGAUCGUGCAUUGUAAAGACCCUACGCGUAAGGGAAAUAAACUCUCCGGAGGAAACUCUCCUCAGAGAAAGCAAUUCCUGGGAAGAAAGCACAUAAGAGGAAAAGGCAGUGAAGGUGGAGUAAGGUCCGAUUGUUUUCUCCUUGCAGAAAAGCCCAAAGAGAACACCGUGGACUUCCUCUCCCCUAUGCUUCCUGUGAUCUGUGGUGAGGCAAAGGGGAUUUUAUACAAGGAGAAAAUGAAACAAGGAGGAGCCUCAGAGAAGAGCAUUCAGAAUGAGAAGGGAGCAUGGCUCUCACCAAAAGAAUUCACAGUUGAAGGAAAAAGGGAAAGAUCAAAAGACUGGAAGAGAAGUGUGUGCUGCGGAGGGAAGACCCUAAGGCAGCUGAUGGAGAUUGGAAUUUUGCUUUGUCCUCCAAUAAAAAAACCUCAAGUGAAAAAUACGCAGCAGCUGAAUUCCCCCUGCCUUCUCCGUCAGCCAAGGGGCCAGUCACAUCUGGUUACAGCAUCUUCAUCGAGACUACGUCCACGUGCACAUGCCCGUUUCCAUGGUGACAUAAACAGCUCUCUAAAAUAAAAGUCAAGACAAAAUCUCA
Messenger RNA from Octodon degus (degu), 2270 nucleotides. Its product is annotated as sp110 nuclear body protein. The transcript is spliced from 13 exons. Gene Ontology annotation, cellular component: nucleus. NCBI's taxonomy places the organism in Eukaryota, Metazoa, Chordata, Mammalia, Rodentia, Octodontidae. Gene Ontology annotation, biological process: regulation of transcription by RNA polymerase II. Gene Ontology annotation, molecular function: DNA binding; DNA-binding transcription factor activity, RNA polymerase II-specific. Bases 659 to 2251 code for a protein of 530 amino acids. The record is from RefSeq and is a predicted model, not a curated record.